AAAUGAAAUAACAGUAGACCUGGGACUCUCUGUCGGUGCAUCUACAGCAGAUAUGAAUCCUGAGGGUUUCCUUUCAAAAACAGAAGAAAGACGACGCAUCCAGCUCAGUGAACACUGACUUCUCAAGAUGAAGUGCCCAGGUUGUCGCCAUACUAUUUCGGAGAAGAACGCCAAGUUUUGCAGUGAGUGUGGCCAUAAGCUAUCUGUUCAACCUGCAAAAACUCAGGAUACAACAGAUCAGCCCAAACCCUUGGUAGCAGACUCAGAAAGUGCAUCAGAGAAAUCAGUUUCAGAAAAUGUGGACAACAAAGAGUCCAAUAGAUCCCCCAAACGACCAAAUGAUGAGACCAUCAGCAACCCAAAGAAAAAGAAAAAAAAGAGGAAGAGGAAACAAAAAGAAGAAAGAAGCGCGCGCCUUGUCAUCAGACCCAAAGACAUGUCUCAUGUCUCACCUGGGAGACAGCCAGGGGAAAGAAGACUCGGGGCCCGGGCAGACUCUUCUGACAGUGAAAGCUCCAGAAAAUGCAAUGGACUGAGACACCAAGAGUCGCCUCCAAGAUGGCCUCCUUCACCAUUAGAGGCAACAACUCCGAUACAUUCUGGGGACGCUCCAGGUAUCACUGUUGAGGGAGAGAGCAAUGCACUGAAAUCAGCUCAGGAUCAGGCUCCCAACACAGCACCAGCUGACACUCCGACUCCCAUCUCAGAAGACAGCAAGAGUGACAAACAAGAGGUUCAGAGUGAAAAGGAGGCUUUAGCAUUAGAGGCAAGAACUCCGAUACAUUCUGGGGACGCUCCAGGUAUCACUGUUGAGGGAGAGAGCAAUGCACUGAAAUCAGCUCAGGAUCAGGCUCCCAACACAGCACCAGCUGACACUCCGACUCCCAUCUCAGAAGACAGCAAGAGUGAGAGCAAGACAGUAACUUCUCAGGCAGGUUCAGGCAAAGGGAACAAGGCAACAAACCUACAAGAUGAAAAGACUGAAAAGAAAGGCUCAAAGAAAAAGAAAGACUUGGACGCCAAUAAACCACCUGCAAUGGACCAGAAUGCCAACGUAGAGAAAAAUGAGAAGCAGACAGGACAAAGCAAACAGAAAGGAAAGAGUCAGCAGGAGCAGAAACAGAAUCCGAUGGUGUUUGGGCCUCAAACACCUUCAAAGGCUGACCCCACAGGCUCCAGUGUCGACGCGGAGGAGACCCUGGGGGCUCAGCAGUCUGGCAGCGAGAAGGACUCAACGGCAGAACAAACCCCCAACAAGGGAAGUAAACAGGACAGCAAGGAGCCCAGCACUCAUGCUGAACCGCCUCCCAAAAGGUCCACCAGGAACAAGAACAUUGCUGCACGGGAAAGACUCACAAUUUACUUUCAUGCAGUUCUCUCAAAGGAUUUCAAAUUUGAUCCUGAUAAAGAUCGUAUCUUCAUCAGGGCUGGGCAAACCAUUGGAACGUGGGACGAAAAUGCAGUUGAGCUGUCUGUGACCAGGGAUCUUGGAGAACAUGGUUUUCUGGUUGAGGGCAGUCUGACUACAAUCAAAGCUGAAGCUGUAUCUGAGCCAAUACCGUACAAAUAUGUUGUCUAUAACAAAAAAAAGAGCAAAUACGAGUUUGAGUACAUAUACAAACUGGAUUCUACUCACCAAACUACCAACAGGUGUUUGUUUGUGAAACCCGGCCUUGUCACUGACGACGGGGACUGGCAUCAAUAUGAUGACAUCAUUUGUGCCGAGUCAUCGAAGACCGUGCUCAAUAAAUUGACGAAUAAAAUAAAAGAAACGUUCUGGCCUGACCAAAGGAAGAAUCUGAUUCAAGGCAGAGAGAUCGCAGGGAACAUCAUGCUGGAGUCCAUAUUUGAUCUUCUCAGGAGCUGGACUGAUACCAAUUUGAGAAGUUUUUUGAUCCAGCUGAAUCAGUUCUGUCAAGUUUAUGGAGAGCCUUUUGUAUUUGAAGAAAGACAAAAGAAGUGGUACUCCUUAAACUAUGGGGAAGAGGAGGUGAGAAAGAUGCUGAAAGAAUUCAUGCUGACAAAGGUUAUUCCUCUGAGGAAGGAUGGAGGUGGGGAGAUGCUCUACACUCAGGAUCCCAUGAGAGCAGCUGUGAUCAUGCUCUGUGUAUGGAGACAGCAUCAAUUCAGACUGGAACAUGGUGAACUCAAUCAGCUCUGCAAUAUGCUCCGUUUACCCAAACGGGACAAAGAAGAGUUCCUCAGUUACUGGGAAGAGUUUUCUCAGGAUGUCGCUAUUAUCAACAAAAAUCUGACAGAUAUGUUGGUGUAUCUGAUCAAAACUGUGAAAACAGCGAGAAUGCCUCGAUGGAUUCUGGUCCUGCCGCUCUUCCACCUUCUCAAAGGCAACACGAAGCCCUUUGAAGUACCAACUUCUGGAAACUCAAAGUAUGGUGUAGCCUGGGCAGGUUUGCAAGGCCUUGAAAUUGGUACCCCAGCAGCAUACAUGAACAGUGAAGACAGGAAGUCUCUAGUGAAUCUGAUGAAAAACAACAGUCACUUGAUGGAAGUGGAUGCACUUUUUGUGCGAUCCUGCAUGUUCCUGAUCCCAUUGGAUGAUCUGAUGGAGUGUAACCUCAUUGACAUCGAGCUUUUGGACAUGCUUCAUGUUUUCACUAACAAGGCUCCUCAGGAUAUUACGAGCAGUAACUACCAGACAGUAUCUCCAAUUCUCUCACAUAUCCAAGAAAAGCUUGUUGAAGAAAAGUACAGCCUUUUAACUGAGGCGUAUAGGCAAGAGUGCCUUGACACAUCAGUGAAACUGUUGGAAAAGCUCUGCAAGGGAGUCAAGCCGGCAUCUUAUACCCAGAACUACCCGGAUGUAACUGUAGCUUGCAUGAAUCUGGUUGCAUCCGUGUCAGACUUUGUUCACAGUAACAAGCCACAGGAGACUCAGAAAGGAGAGAACGAGCAGCAUUACGCUAAAGAACUGAUCUCUCGGGCGAUGUCCAUCAUGAGAAACUGGAUCAGUCAAUCCUACAGACAUGGUUUGCUAAACAGGGCAAUUUCAUCCAUGUACACCAGAGUUGAAGCCACAGCAGAGACUGAAAUGUGGAACAACAUCAUGUCCAUCCAAUUCAAGGAUAAAGAUUGCACAAAAGUAUGGAGAGAGACAUUCACAAAGGAUUUUGAGGGCAAAUACAAACAGGAAUCUGCUGUGGAUCAAAUUGAGUUUUACUGCACAAAGAUAGAGGAACUCACUAAAUCCUAUCCACUCGUUGCUGCUAGUGUCGAGAGGUGUGCUCUUGAGGCUGUUACAUCUUUAUGCCAGACUAAGUCUGAGGGGAAGCUGUUGGAGAAAUUCAAGGUGAACUGGAAGUUCGGGAAACUCAUAUCAGCCAUUAUCGAGAAAUCCUGGCCAAAGGACCGUCAAGGAAAUUAUCAGGAUGAUGAACAAUUGGUCCUUCAGCACCUACUCUCCUGGACUGCCGCCAAAGACUAUUUCAAACUACAUGGCGCAGAUGAGAAGCUGAUCAAUGAGCUCUCUCAAGAUGCCAGGGACCAAAUCGCCAUUGCAAUAUCAUCAUUCACAGCCGUCAACAAUCAACUGGUCCGUGGAACCAUAAAGACCAGCCUGCUGAAAAUCAUUUUGGACAGGAAAGCCGCCUUCUUAGAUCUGCUGAAGAUUGAAUGCCUCUCUGAGAAUGAACAAUACAGGGAUAAUGGCAAAAUGAAGAGGCUGUUACAAUGCAGAGAGGAUGAAUUGAACAAUGUGUACCAUGAGAAGGAGCUUGUGGACAUUGUCUUAACAAUGAGCCACAAACUUGGGGAACAUAUGACAGUUGAUCUUGAGGACAUGGAAGAGAGAAAGCAUGUGAACGUGGAAUCGAUGCAGCUGAACCAUUUUAUGGAGGUUCAUCCAUUUGAUCAGCUGUCCCCACCUGAUGCGGGUGUUGUCACCUACUUUAAACUGGGUGAAGAAAUCAAAAACAUGGCCGAGAUCCUGUUCACCUUCAGAGACAGUCAUAUAUUCAAAGUGUGUUGGGAGAAUCAAGCCAAACUCAUGGUUGCAGAAGAAAUGCCAGAUGCCGACCCUGGUGCACUUCAAAUAGCGGACAUUAAUGCAACACCAGAAAUGAUACACGAUGACAUUUUCGAGCCUUGCUAUGGUGAAUACAAAGACAUCUACACUCGUCUGAAGAAUAGCAGUAUAACGCUCGAGGAGGUAAACCAGCUUUUCCAUGAUUACAAGGGCAGGUACGAAGAGCUUGCAAAGGACCUGGAAAUCAUGUGCAGAAUUGAUAAAUCCACUGACAAACAGUGGAUCCACAGCAGGGUUCAACAGAUCGAGCAGUAUCACGAACUUCAUCUAGCUGUGGCCUCAGCUCAAAUUAUCAUGAAGGUCAAAGAGGCGCUUUGUCUCCAGGGGGACUUCAGGGUUCUGGAGACACUCACUGAAGUUAGCCAGGCAGACUUCCAGAACGAGCCGCUGAAUCGGAUUGACAAUCACUUGAUCCAGGCAAAGAUAGUGCUGGUGGACAUCACUGAGGCUCGCAGACUGUGCCUGCAGGAGCUGGGACUCCGAGGACACUUUGUAAACUGGGUUAAAGAUUCACUUGAAGAUAUCAAUGAGUUGAAGGUGUUCGUUGACCUGGCUUCCAUCUCCGCGGGAGAGAAUGACAUGGAUGUGGAUCGUGUCGCCUGCUUCCAUGAUGCUGUCCAAGGAUAUUCUUCAAUGCUUUAUGAGCUCAAACAAGAUGCUGGUUUCAACAUCUUCAAAGAGGUGCUCGAGAAGCUCUGGAAAGCUUUGAAGAAUGACAGCAAACUACCAGAUAAACUGAGGGACAGUGCACGGCAUUUGGAAUGGCUGAAGACUGUGAAGGACAGUCAUGGAUCGGUGGAGCUGUCAUCUCUUUCCUUAGCAUCAGCCAUCAACAGCAAGGGUAUCUACCUCAUCAGUGCACAAAAUGUAAAAAAGUUGAGUCUUGACUCCGCCCUGAAGCUGCAGAUUCCAGAGGAGAAUGAUGAGGGUCAGAGGAUGCGCUGGUAUUCUCUUGAGGACCUUCGAGAGCUGCAGAACAAACUUAUGCUCAUGUCUGGCAAAGGUGAUCAAGGGCAGAAUGAAGUUGAUCACUUUGCAGAGGUUUUUGCUAGUGUUCAAAGACUAGCUGAGGCAUUCAUUGCCCUCUACACUGCUGGGAAUCCUCUUUUCAGGCACUGGGAAGCACAGAUCAACUGCAGUUUGAGCAGUAAGGAACCCAGCAUUAUGAUGGACUUCAACCUGGGCAGUGUUCUCAGUGUUGUCAUUGUGGAGGGCAGCAUAGUAGAGCAGCUUCCUGAAUUUUGCAGGAAAAUUGAGAAAUGCCUAGAUUAUUGGAUGAACUUUGUGGACAAACAGAGGUCCGAGCAUUACUACCUGAACUACUACACAGCCGAACAGAUUGUCUACCUCUGCAGCCAGUUGACUCAGCAAAAUGUGGCCAAAAUUGAGGACCAAGUUCUCAUGAUGCUCUCAUUUGUCAAGCCAAAUUGCACAGCUUCAGACUUGAGGCAGGUCUGGCAUACACUCCAGUAUGAGAUCCUCACCAAACCACAAGAGCAAAAUGAAGAAAUUGAGUAUCAGACUUUUGUUAUCGUGCCAACAAGUGAGCUGGGAGACACAGACUUUGCCAAUGAGAUGGAUUCUCUCAGUCUUGUUGUCCAAGCAAAUGGUGUGCAAACAUUUUAUCAGAUAUGGAAUGCUUAUAUGAAAGACAUGAAAACUUAUCUUCCACACAUUCUUGAUAUACAAAGUCUUGGAAGACUGUUGGAAUUACUAGCCAACAAAGAAGAAGAUAGUGAAGAAGAUGAGAGUGAUGAAGACAUUUCUGAUGAUGACACCAGACAUUUAAUUCAGAGGCAGCUACCCAAAGGCCUGGCCGCCGGAAAUCCAAACCUCAUUGUUUGCCCGCACGGUGAGGUGUUGACAUCUUGCAUCUCCAUUUACAUGAGUAGUGAAGCAGAGUCACUUCCCACCUAUGAUGAAGUCCUUCUGUGCAACUCAUCAACAUCGUACGAACAGGUGGAGCUAUUCCUCAGACGCUGUCUCAGCCAAGGGUACAGGGGACAGAAGAUAUACACUCUGCUGUACGGAGAUCUGCUCACUUAUGAUGUGAGCUCUAAAGUUGAGAACUUUUUUCAGAGAAGGAAAAUGCAGAGCCGAAAAGACUAUAGACUUGUCCUCAUCUGCAGCUCUGAAAGAGAACAUGCCUAUCUUCCUUCAGCCUUCAGCCAGUACAGAUUGCACAUGGUUCCCCAGGAGCCAUUGGACGGGAUCGAGAGAUACCUCCACAAACACUACGUUGUUCCAGCAGAUCGAUGCAGCGCUGCAGCUGUGUUCAAAGACCGCCUGCGCGUCGGUGUUGUGUCAUCCAAAAGGGCUGGUGUUGGUAAAUCUCUCUACAUCAAGAGGUUGUAUGAAAAACUGAAACACUCCAAAAAGCCAUCAAGGAUGAAAUGCAUUCGCCUGAUUGAACCAAAUGUUGACGAGAAUGUCAUCCUUCAAUCUUUGUUGAACACCCCCAAAGGUGAAGAACUCACGAUGUUCCAUUUUGACGUCACAUCAUCGGUGCAGAAAGGUCUCCAUGAGUUUCUUUUCAAAUUGUUGAUCCUGCGCUAUUUGAUGGACUCUGAGGGAAAGACGUGGAAGUGCAGUGACAAGCAGCUGUAUCUCAUUGAGAUGUUAGAGCCGACUGACAUGUCAACUAGAAAUGUUUCACGGCAGGCCGAAACUUUGAACAGCACAUUCACACGUUUGUUUCCAAAUAUUUUCUGCCGACCACCCAAAGAAGUGCUAAUGUUGGAGAUCAAGAAGCAAGAUGAUCCUUCUUUUGAGACCAAUGAAGAACCACUAAUGGAUAAAGAAGAAUACAGAAGUGCAGCCUUUCAGCGGCCAUACCAGUAUCUCACACGGUUUCAUAACCACAAUGAUCUUGAUUUGUUCAAAUACCAAGAUGUUGAAGGGUCACAGGUUGAAUGCCUUCAGAUGCUUCUCAUGUUCUGUGGAAUGAUGGAUCCAUCCUGGGCAGAGCUGAGAAAUUUUGCAUGGUUCCUCAAUCUUCAGCUGAAAGACUGUGAGUCAUCAGUUUUUUGUGACCCUGAGUUAACGGGAGACACUGGAUUGACUGGUUUCAAAACCUUUGUGGUGGACUUCAUGAUUCUGAUGGCAAAAGACUUUGCCACUCCAUCACUAAGCAUCUCUGACCAGAGUCCUGGCAGGCUGCAGAUGGACAUGACUGGUGUCAGAGACGAAGACUUGGCUCCUUUUCUGAUCAGAAAGAGAUGGGAAACAGAACCACAUCCAUACAUCUUCUUUAAUGAUGACCAUGUGUCCAUGACCUUUAUUGGCUUCCAUCUUGAGCCCAAUGGACCGAACUCUGUUGAUGCCAUCGAUCCCACUUCUGGAAGGGUGAUAAAAAAGAAUGUCAUGACAAAGGCAUUGUAUGAAGGCCUCAAACUACAGAGAGUCCCUUUCAACAUGGACUUUGAUGUCCUUCCAAGAGGAGAGAAAAUAGAGCGACUCUGCAAUGUUCUUGGUAUCCAGUGGCCCCUUGACCCUGAUGAAACCUAUGAGCUUACCACUGACAACAUACUGAAGAUGUUAGCAAUCCAUAUGCGCUUCAGGUGUGGCAUCCCUGUCAUUAUCAUGGGAGAGACAGGUUGUGGUAAGACAAGGCUCAUUAAAUUCCUUUGUGAGUUGCGAAGGAGUGGAGUGGCCACUGAGAACAUGAAACUGGUCAAGGUGCAUGGGGGCACAACUUCUGAGAUGAUUUACACCAAGAUCAGAGAAGCUCAAGACCUUGCUUCGAUCAACAAGGGAGACUAUGGUUUUGAAUCUGUUCUCUUUUUUGAUGAAGCCAACACAACCGAUGCCAUUAGCAGUAUUAAGGAGGUCCUCUGUGACAAGACAGUCAAGGGGGAAAGUUUGACAUCCGACUGUGGAUUGCAGAUCAUUGCAGCAUGCAACCCUUACCGAAAGCACACGGAUGAGAUGAUUCAGAGGUUAGAAUCUGCCGGCCUUGGGUACAGAGUUCGGGCUGAAGAGUCAGAUGAAAAGCUUGGGUCCAUUCCCCUCCGACAGUUAGUCUACAGAGUUCAAGCAUUACCACCAAGCAUGAUUCCUCUGGUGUGGGACUUUGGACAGUUAAACGAUCAAACAGAGAAAAUAUACAUCCAGCAGAUUGUGCAAAGAGUGGUUGAAAAAAAGGCCAUUCAUCAAACUUACAUCAAGUGCAUCACUGAUGUCCUCUCAGCUUCACAGAAGUACAUGCGGACAAAAAAGGAUGAAUGCAGCUUUGUCAGCCUGAGAGAUGUCGAACGCUGCAUGCAGUCUUUUGUUUGGUUCCACGACAACCACAUCAAGUUGUUUGCAGAGCUAAAAGAUUUUGAGAGUAAACAGAAAGCUGAGAAGAAUGAAAGGCAUCACAGACAGCAGGAGGAGGUCAGAGACCCUGUUCUCUGGUCUCUAGUCAUGGCCAUUGGAGUGUGCUACCAUGCCUGCUUAGAGAAAAAGGAAAAAUACAGACAGAAAAUCAGCAAAAGCCUACAACCACCAUACAGCCCAGAAAAAGUAAUGCAGGAAAUCACACUAAUGCAGGAUUUGCUUUUGAGCGGUGUUCCAAUGGGGGAUACCAUUGCGAGAAACAGCGCACUGAAAGAGAAUGUCUUCAUGAUGGUCAUCUGCAUUGAGCUAAAAAUCCCUCUCUUCCUAGUUGGGAAACCUGGCAGUUCAAAAUCUCUGUCUAAAACUCUUGUGGCUGAUGCAAUGCAGGGCCAAGCUGCUCAUUCAGAUCUCUACAAAGGGUUUAAACAAAUCCAUUUGGUCUCCUUCCAGUGUAGCCCUCAUUCAACACCAGAAGGCAUCAUUAAUACAUUCAAACAAUGCGGACGCUUCCAGGAAGGAAAGAACCUGGCUGAGUACAUUUCAGUCGUGGUUCUUGAUGAGAUUGGUCUGGCUGAGGACUCUCCAAAAAUGCCACUGAAAACCCUCCAUCCACUGCUAGAAGAGGGAUGCAUUGAUGAUGAGCCACUACCACACAAAAAGGUUGGAUUCAUAGGCAUCUCAAACUGGGCUUUAGACCCUGCAAAGAUGAACAGAGGCAUUUUUGUCUCCCGUGGUGACCCUGAUGAGAGGGAACUCAUUGAGAGUGCUAAAGGCAUAUGCAAAUCUGAUGCAAUGGUUUUGGAGAAAGUCAGGGAUUUAUUCCAGCCCUUUGCAAAAGCCUACUUGAACGUCUGUAAAAAAGGCAAAGGCUUUUUUGGCCUACGCGACUAUUACAGCUUGAUUAAGAUGAUUUUUGCAGUGGCCAAAGCUUCUCAAAGGAAUCCCACUCCAGAAGAAACCAUAAAGGCAGUGUUGAGAAAUUUCAGUGGAAAGGAUGAUGUUGACGCAGUUUCCGUCUUUACCAAAAGAAUGAAUUUUCCACAGGACCUGGAUAACAUCAGUGCCAUUGAGUUUGUGAAGGAAAAUAUUCAGUCGGUUGGACAAGAAGAAUGUCGUUACCUGCUGGUACUGACAAAAAACUAUGCAGCGCUACAAAUCUUGCAGCAAACCUUCUUUUCAGAAAAUGGUCAGCCAGAAAUAAUCUUUGGAUCCAGUUUCCCAAAAGACCAAGAGUACACCCAAAUCUGCCGCAACAUCAACAGAGUAAAGGUCUGCAUGGAGACAGGUCAAACGGUUGUUCUCCUAAACUUGCAAAACCUCUAUGAAAGCCUGUACGAUGCCCUCAACCAAUACUAUGUUUGGUUGGGAGGACAGAAAUAUGUGGAUCUUGGACUGGGAACUCACCGUGUGAAAUGUCGGGUGCACAGGGACUUCCGGCUGAUUGUCAUUGAGGAAAGAGAGGUUGUCUACAAACAGUUUCCAAUACCUCUCAUCAACAGGCUGGAGAAACAUUACAUGGACAUCCACACUGUCCUUAAAACCGAGCAGACGAAGAUUGCGGAAGAACUGGAGGGAUGGUUGAAACUCUUUGUCUCUCUCAGCAAUCAACACGCAACAGUAGCUCAGGCUUACAAGUACCAACCGCCAGACGUCUUUAUCGGCUACCACUCAGACACAUGUGCUUCAGUGGUACUACAAGUUGUAGAAACGCAGAAGGACAGUUUGGACAUCUCAGAUCCUGAGAGGAGAGUACUGGAUGAGGCAAAACUCAUACUGCUCAGAUGUGCCACACCAGACUCAGUUGUGCGGUUGGACUGCACAGGCCUUCCCAAAGUGGAGAGUGAAAAUCUGGCCAGAGUUUACUUCGAAGAGCAGAAUAACAGCUGCUUAGCCGACUUCAUUCUUGCACACACAAUGCAGGAAGUCCAUUGCCACUCCUUCUUCACAGAGGUGACGACAUUCUCCAGACUUCUGACAGCUUCUGACCUUGAUACACUAGAACAAGUGUUGAAUAGUGUUGAGCUUCUGUCACUCCAGCAGUUUGACACGGAGUACUCGUUCCUGAAGAAAAUUAGGAACUUCCUCACAGCUGAUAAUGGAAGCAGUAACACUGGACCCCCCAACAAGAUCCUCCUCAUUCAGAGUGAUUUCGACGAAGCCUCUCGCAGUGCCAAUCUCAUUGCAUCUGCAAAAUAUUCAUCCAUGAAUGAAAUCAACAAGAUAACUCACGAGAGCAACGGAAGCAGGGUGUUUGUCUACUUUAUCACCAGACUGCCAAGAAUGGAAGGAGGGACUUCCUACAUCGGCUUUCAUGGAGGCCCCUGGAGAUCAGUUCACAUUGAUGACCUCAGACGGUCAAAGGACAUUGUGUCAGACAUCAAAGCCUUGCAAAACAUGACAAUCAGCCAAAUGUUUGAAACAAAGAUGAGCCAGCCUGAAGCCAUGGAAGUGGAUGACAUGUAUACUGAGAAUGAGCAUGAGGAAGCAGAGGAAAAUGCAGAGGAAAAUGCAGAAGGAAAUUCGACUGUGCCAACCACCUACGGGUCCCGGUCAUCGUCGGUGACAGAACUCACUGUCCACGAAGUACAGUCGAAGAAGGUCCCCAAGUUUACCUCGAGCCUCACUCAGCCCACAUCCGGUCAACGCGUCACCGGGGAAUUCGUUGUAGCCGGGGCAAUUGGUAGUGGGGCGGCGCGCAGGGUCAAAAUCUCGCCGAUGCGGGUCGGGGCGACUCUGGAGGGGUACACAUUCGCAGGGGCGUCAAGCAGUACUGGUCUUACCGAACUGCGGUACUCGGGGGUCAUAUGCCGCAUCCGGGUACUAGACUUCCCUUGCUACAAACGCGUCAGGCCUUUGCUCGCUCUGGUUCGAGACUUUUUCGAAACAGAGGCUAAGGAUAAUGGUCAAAGUGGAACCGAAGCCUUCCUGGCCAGUGUGGUCACCUUGUGUAGGCGCAGUGGAAACGACUGGUAUCGAGUCUACUUGAUCCGUAAGAUCUGCAGCCAACAUGGAGUGGAGUUUGUCCUGAAACAACUCAAAGUGGACGACAUGCGCUGGCUCUUCCCCGUGGAAGUGCUGCAAAAGAGUGAAGAAGCCACCCCAAUAGACCAGUUUCUUGUGUGUGGGGACGACUACAAGAUCAUCAGGGAUGCUGUUGCAAAGGGAAUAAUGGACUGCAAAGUAGACGGACUGGACAAGAUUUGUGAGGGGUGCAGAUGCUCACCACAGGGUAAAAUAGUUAAUCUUCUGUUGGCGUUGUACAGGGAAGUCACCACUCUCUACAGGGAAGCCAAUGCUAGCUUCCACCCCAAGCCCAAGCAAUUGGAAGCCCUAAUGGCCUACAUCCAGGACUCCAAAGUCCUUGCCAGCCCACAGGUAAAGGCCUUUGCCAAAGCUCUGGUGACCAACCAGGUAGGGCCGUUGGUUGUUUGUCCCGGGGCUUCUGGUGCAAAUUGUGUGCUGGCGGACUUAACCAUUCACCUGGCAGCUGUCUUACUCAUCAAUAACCAGGGGAUCUUGGCCCCCCUGCAGCAGCUGGCCAUGGCGCCUGCCAACAUGCAGGCAGCCUUCUUGCCAACUAUGCCUGAGGACAUGUUGGCAGUGGCUCAACAAGCUAUGGGGCCGUUGCAGUGGUACAAUUGUCCAAAUGGUCACCCAUGCACCAUUGGAGAGUGCGGCCAGCCCAUGCAAACAAGUGAAUGUCCGGACUGUGGUGUUAAAAUAGGAGGCGACAACCACAUUCCUGUGGCGGGAUUUCAAGCUCUUCAGUUGCAAGGUGACCGCACUCAGACAGGUCACAUCCUCGGUGACGACAGACGCAGGGACAAUCCAGACAUGUUGGACACAAAGAGCAUGUCCCCAGUUCCCUUCACCAUGGCCCGCAUGCUCAAUCACAUGGCCAUGCUACUGGGUGCCCACAGCUGCCCACAGUCUAUCUCGGCCAUCAUCAAGCCACCAGUCCAUGACCCAGGUGCAUUUAUACUUGCUCACCUGCAAAAGGACUUGAAACAUCUCAUCAGAUCUCUGGGUAAAGGGACAGAUGACACAGUCAGCACUGUUCACCUGCUCAUCAGCAGCCUCGUGGAACCACAACAACAACAAACAUGGCCUGCUGCUUUUGACAAUCUGCUCUCCACCAAACAUGCUAGAAAUGGAUGGGAGAUGGAAGUGAGCAACACCAUCAUCACACCUCAGCUGAAGAACUUGGAUAGACGGCUUAAGGAAGUGAACAAGUUCCUCCAGGCUGAUUCUCGCGUCUCGGCCAAUCCAAUCAUGAAGCUAAUGUUUGGAAAUCCCAGCCUCUUCUUGACCUCACUUCCCCAGAACUCUCUGAUCCACGGCUCUGCGGUGUGGAGCUGCCGGGAGAAAGUGUCUCUGCUGAGCCUCACUCACAUUGUGGAGCAGAAUGAUGGCAAAGACAUGCUGCCGGUGCUCUGGAGAUUUCUGCAUAGGGAAGCGGAGCUCAGACUAGUGAAGCACCUUCCUGAUAUCCUCACGCUCCAGAGAGAUCUGGUCAAGAAGUUUCAAAACAUCACUGAGCUGACUUGUGGCACCAUUACGGAGUUCCUCCACAGUCAGAAAGCAGCUUCGCUGAAAGCCUGGUAUGAUAAAUACAUCAACAUCUUCCUAACAACCUGGAAUCAGCUCAGAGUGUCUUUGGCCACUAAUGGUGAAAUCAAGAUCCCAGCAGAGUUCUGCCAGAAUGACCUGGACCACAACAGUGACUUAAAGGUGCUGUUACCACGACGACAAGGCCCAGGCCUGUGCUCCACAGCUCUUGUCAGCUACCUCAUCGCCCUGCAUAAUGACCUGGUGUACUGUGUGGAUAAGCACACUGGAGAGGAGACCAGCUACAAAGUGAGUCCUGCCGAUUUGACUGAACUGCACGUAAUUCGGUACGAGCUGGACAGAGACCUCAUGCCCCUGGUUCUGUCCAACACCCAGUACAGCAUAGAGAAAGGCCAGGAGACUCUUCAUGAGUAUGACUUGCCCAAGAUCCAGCAACAGAUAAUCUCCCGCUACCUAUUGGGCAAACCUCUAAUCACUCUCAAUGGCAUUCCAACACUGGUGACCAGACAUGACCGCAACUACGAGGUCAUCCUGAAGGAUGUAAAAGCAAAAGUCCAGCAAGAGCCUCUUCAGACUCUCACCCUGUCUGCCAUGGCUGGGGAGCUGCACUCCUACAGUGAAGUGUGUGAGGCCUUGUCCACACUGGAAGUGGCCCUCGGUUUCCUCGCCACGACUGGGGGAGAUCCUCUCAUGCAGCUGUCCUGCUACCUGGAGGAGGUGCUGCAGAUGGGGAACCAGAUGGCUCCACAUAUCUUCAAGGCCAUGAGCAUGUGCUUUCUUAGGCAUUGUGUGGCUCUGUGGCAGCUGCUGGCCUCACUCAAAUCAGAAAAUAUGCUACGGCUCAAGAGGGAUCCAUUUGUGGAAGUCUCAGGGAAGUACAAACAGGCCCUGAGCGAGGAGGAGCACAGGCUGCUCAUCGGCUUCUUCUCUAAGAGCAGCGCUGACAGUUUCCUGCUGGAGAUGCACGAGUUCCUGGUGCUUGUUCUUAAAAAGUCCAAUGCACUUGAAACCUACAGGCCUGACUGGAGCCUGAAAGACACACUGGUGUCUUACAUGGAGCGCAAAGACCUGGACACCCCCCCUGAUGUGGAGGAGCUAUUCCCGGGGGAGAUCUGUCUGUCCCAGUAUGUUGAAGCCUGGAAGUUCAUCGUGGCCUUCAAGCAGGAGCGCGGCCAGCGACAAUGAGAAUGUGAUGAAAGGGAUGUUUUUGUGUAUGCCUUCAUUUUGUGAUACUAUCAAAUCCAUAAACUUGAAGUUUACAAUCAUGAUGAUUCCACAGAAUUGAAGUCAGUGUUUUAUUUUACACAAAUAUAUGCAGAGCUGAUGUGCCUUUUUUAGAGCACUGCUGUUAAGAUUCAUAAUGACUCAAAAUAUAAAUAUCAUAAAGAUUAAAAAAAGUGUGCAGUUCACACUCACAGCUCAGCUGUAUGAAGAAGUGAUCUUUGAAGAUUUAUUUAUUGUCUUCUAUUUUUCUAACCGCCAACAUGUUGACAGUUUCCAUACAGUUUAAAGUCUUCUUUCUUGCACUUUAGUUGUGAACAUGUCUGUCCCUAAGAGGCAGAGAACAAUCUAAAUUCUACUCAGGGACAACAUGUGGAAUACCUCUGGGCUCUGCAAAUCACUUUGACUUGAGUUACUGUACUGGAAGUUCAGUAUAAUAUAUCUUUUCACUUUGCUUAAACCAAUUGUUUUGUAAUUUCCAUCCUUUUUUUAUCACUGUUCAUUCAUGUUAUUUUGAUGUUCCUAGAAGUUGUAUUUUGCCUUUCUUCCACUUUUUUUUAUUUCAUUUAAAGCAAAAGUUUCUUCACAUAACUGUUAUGUUAUGUUCAGCAUAUUUACUGAAUACAAUAUACUCUUACUGUCUUACUUUCCUAUUUUGUUAUUCCUGGUAUGUGUGCAUGGUAAAAGAUACUGCAUAUAAUAAAUGAUUCCACCUUCUG
Messenger RNA from Notothenia coriiceps (black rockcod), 14871 nucleotides. RefSeq names its product ring finger protein 213a (gene rnf213a). Gene Ontology annotation, molecular function: ubiquitin-protein transferase activity; ATP hydrolysis activity. Gene Ontology annotation, biological process: sprouting angiogenesis; ubiquitin-dependent protein catabolic process; negative regulation of non-canonical Wnt signaling pathway. The transcript has 56 exons. The record is from RefSeq and is a predicted model, not a curated record. Bases 128 to 14116 code for a protein of 4662 amino acids. Gene Ontology annotation, cellular component: cytosol; nucleolus; membrane. Lineage: Eukaryota; Metazoa; Chordata; Actinopteri; Perciformes; Nototheniidae.